GGAAGCUCAGUGAGAGCUGGGCUGGCAGCCAGGCAUGCCAAGGGCUGCUCAAUGUUAUAAGUGCAACAUGCUGGAGAAACAGGCAGGAAGGGAAGCAAAGUCGCAGAUUUGGGCAAGGCUGUGACAGGAACAAAGGAAAUAUUGGCGAGGGGAGGUGCAGCGGGGUGAGGGUAGCCCAGCUGGGAGCAGCAGCAGGAAGCAGCCCUGGUCUUUCUGUGUGUGUGUGUGUGUGUGUGUGUGUGGUGGAGGGGGGGGGGGGGAUGGAGAGGGAUGCUCUGGGGGAGACGCGAGCAGUAGGAGGCAGCCUUGUCCUUGCCCAGAGCUGCUCGGUGCGUGUGUUGUGCACGGGGUGAUGUCAGUGGCAGCUGGGUUUGUGCAGUCAGUACUUCCUGUAUCAGGCAGGCUCGGUUAGCGGCAGGCUCCUGGGCUCCUCCUGACCCCAGCGAGCAGCUGGAUUGUCAAUUUCAGGUCCCCCCGGCACGGCUGCGUUGAGCUCUCCUCCCCCCCCGCCCCCCACCCGGCCCGCAACUCCUGAAGCUGGCGGACACCCCCAGACAGCGGAGCUGCAUGUGCCCGCGCCGCGCCGAGGGAGAAUGGCAGUCCCCAAACUCACCGACCAGCCACCACUGGUCCAAGCAAUUUUCAGCGGGGAUCCAGAGGAGAUAAGGAUGUUGAUCUACAAAACUGAGGAUGUUAAUGCUCUGGAUGGUGAAAAACGCACCCCGCUUCAUGUUGCAGCUUUUCUGGGAGAUGCAGAGAUCAUUGAGCUCCUCAUUUUGUCAGGGGCUCGUGUCAAUGCCAAGGACAAUAUGUGGCUGACUCCUCUUCAUCGGGCUGUCGCCUCAAGGAGCGAAGAAGCAGUGCAAGUAUUGAUUAAGCAUUCAGCGGAUGUUAAUGCUCGGGACAAGAACUGGCAGACACCGUUGCAUGUAGCAGCUGCAAACAAAGCAGUGAAGUGCGCAGAAGUAAUCAUUCCAAUGCUGAGCAGCGUCAAUGUCUCUGACAGAGGGGGGCGGACAGCAUUACACCAUGCAGCUCUGAAUGGCCACAUUGAGAUGGUGAACUUGCUUUUAGCCAAAGGGGCAAACAUCAAUGCUUUUGACAAAAAGGACAGGAGAGCUAUUCAUUGGGCAGCAUAUAUGGGCCACCUGGAAGUUGUUGCCUUGCUGAUUAACCAUGGUGCAGAGGUGACUUGUAAGGACAAAAAGGGUUAUACUCCACUUCAUGCUGCUGCAUCCAAUGGGCAGAUUAAUGUAGUGAAACACCUUCUUAAUCUAGGUGUAGAGAUUGAUGAAAUGAAUGUCUACGGAAAUACUGCGCUUCACAUUGCGUGUUAUAAUGGUCAGGAUUCUGUAGUUAAUGAGUUGAUUGAUUAUGGUGCUAAUGUUAAUCAGCCUAAUAACAGUGGAUUUACCCCCUUGCAUUUUGCUGCUGCCUCCACUCAUGGAGCUUUGUGUCUUGAACUGCUAGUGAAUAAUGGAGCAGACGUUAAUAUUCAGAGUAAAGAUGGCAAGAGUCCACUGCACAUGACAGCUGUCCACGGGAGGUUCACACGGUCGCAAACCCUCAUUCAGAAUGGAGGUGAAAUUGACUGUGUUGAUAAGGAUGGCAACACCCCUCUGCAUGUGGCUGCGAGAUAUGGACAUGAGCUUUUGAUUAACACCCUAAUAACCAGCGGAGCUGAUGCUGCCAAGUGCGGUAUCAACAACAUGUUCCCCUUACAUUUAGCAGCACUAAAUGCUCACUCGGACUGCUGCAGGAAGUUGUUGUCAUCAGGCUUUGAAAUAGACACCCCAGAUAAUUUUGGAAGAACGUGCCUCCACGCUGCUGCUGCAGGAGGUAACGUUGAAUGUGUAAAACUCUUGCAGAGUAGUGGAGCAGAUUUUAAUAAAAAGGACAAAUGUGGGAGGACACCUUUGCACUAUGCAGCUGCGAAUUGUCAUUUCCAUUGUAUCGAGACACUGGUGACCACAGGGGCAAAUAUUAAUGAAACGGAUGACUGGGGACGUACUGCUUUGCACUAUGCUGCUGCUUCGGACAUGGACAGAAAAAGAAAGAAUAUUUUAGGUAACUCCCAUGAAAAUGCCGAAGAACUUGAAAGAGCCAAUGAGAUGAAGGAAAAAGAAGCUGCAUUGUGUCUAGAGUUCCUGCUUCAAAAGGAUGCCAAUCCAUCGAUCCAAGACAAAGAAGGGUACAACACAGUGCACUAUGCUGCUGCUUAUGGCCAUAGACAGUGUUUGGAAUUGCUUCUGGAAAAAACCAGCAACAUUUUUGAUGAACCAGAUUCAGGAGCUACUAAAAGUCCUUUGCAUUUAGCUGCCUAUAAUGGUCAUCAUCAAGCCUUGGAGGUACUUCUUCAGUCUCUGGUAGACUUGGAUAUUAAGGAUGAGAAAGGACGCACUGCCUUGGACCUGGCUGCCUUUAAGGGACAUGCAGAAUGUGUUGAAGCUCUCAUCAGCCAGGGUGCUUCCAUCUUGGUAAAAGAUGACAUCACCAAAAGAACCCCGCUCCAUGCCUCAGUCAUCAACGGUCACACACCAUGUUUGCGGCUGUUGCUGGAAGUUGCAGACAACCCUGAUGUGACAGAUGCCAAAGGACAAACCCCACUGAUGCUAGCUGUGGCAUAUGGGCACAUUGAUGCUGUUUCCUUGUUACUUGAAAAAGAAGCAUCUGUAGAUGCAGCCGAUCUCCUGGGAUGCACAGCUUUACAUCGAGGGAUUAUGACUGGGCAUGAGGAAUGCGUUCAAAUGCUGUUGGAACAAGAAGUAUCUAUCUUGUGUAAAGACUCCAGAGGCAGGACACCUCUACAUUAUGCAGCAGCUCAUGGUCAUGCCACUUGGCUGAGUGAAUUACUGCAGAUGGCACUGUCAGAAGAGGACUGUAGUUUCAAAGAUAAUCAAGGUUAUACACCAUUGCACUGGGCUUGUUAUAAUGGUAAUGAAAACUGCAUAGAGGUACUAUUGGAACAGAAAUAUUUCCGCAAAUUUAAUGGUAACAACUUCUCUCCAUUGCACUGUGCUGUAAUAAAUGAUCAUGAAAAUUGUGCUUCACUGCUCAUUGGGGCCAUAGAUGCCAGCAUUGUCAACUGUAAAGAUGACAAAGGAAGAACUCCACUGCAUGCGGCAGCCUUUGCCGAUCACGUGGAAUGCUUGCAGCUUCUUUUAAAUCACAAUGCACUGGUAAAUGCUGCAGAUAAUUCAGGGAAAACACCACUUAUGAUGGCAGCUGAAAAUGGACAUGCAGGUGCAGUAGAUUUUUUGGUGAACAGUGCCAAGGCUGAUCUGACUGUAAAGGAUAAGGACUUGAAUACACCCUUGCACUUGGCUAGCAGUAAAGGUCAUGAAAAAUGUGCCUUGUUAAUACUUGACAAGAUCCAAGAACAGAGCCUUAUUAAUGCAAAAAAUAAUGCAUUGCAGACACCUCUCCAUAUUGCUGCACGAAAUGGCCUAAAGAUGGUGGUUGAGGAGUUGCUGGCCAAGGGGGCGUGCGUACUAGCAGUAGAUGAAAAUGGUCAUACGCCAGCCCUGGCUUGCGCUCCUAACAAAGACGUGGCUGACUGCCUGGCACUCAUUUUGGCUACCAUGAUGCCUUUUUCUCCUUCCAGUUCAAUGAUGCCUUUCAACUUCGUUUGUUUUAAAAAAGACAAUUUAAGCAGGACACAUCUCUGCGAUGGCUCCAAUAUGGGCAGUAUUAACUCUUACAGUAAACCCUUGAGUAACAAUAUAGGAACAGAGGAUGGGUACAAUGAAAAUGAUUCCGAUUCUGAAACGUUUUGACUUUGGUAUUCAAAGCUUUUUCUUAAUUGCAUUUGGGGUUGUUUUGUUUUUUUUUAAAAAAAGCUUGAAUCCCACAUUAUAUUUUUAAAGUAUUAUUAUUGACCGAAACUUCCAGAAUUGGGCAUUGAAAGGAUUAGUAAAAUUAAAAAUAAUCUAGUCUUUAAUAUAGAAGUUAGGGAUUUUCGUUUGAAUGAAUUCACAUUUAUGUUCUGUAGCUUCAAGUUUCACCGUGUUUUCUUUAGGCCCCAAGUGCUCCUGUGAAAGUUUCUAGCUCUUUUUUUAAGUAGAAAAAGAGAAAAUGCCUUUUUCUUUAUGACAGCACAAAUGAACAGGGAACUGUUGUAUAAAAUAUUCAUAUGCCCUAGCUGUAUAGUUGGUACACAGAUGUCUUUCCAAUGUGGCUUUCUUAGAUUACAAGAAAGAACCCCAACCCUCUCCUCAUUGUUGUCUAUUUCCUAGUUAACACAGGUUCUGUUGGGUAGAUAAUAGUUCGUUACACAAACCAAAGGUAAAGUUGUGCAUCUUUUUAAAGUACUGCCUCUAUUACCUUCUCUAAGGGAAAAAAAACAUUUUACACUCUGCAUGUAUUAAGCACUUAAAUAUACAGAAGGCACUUUUAAAAGAUCUUAGGUACAGCACACAAUUAGAAUACUGAUAUAAAAAUUUAAGGCCAAAUCCUGCUUUUGUCUCUCAUACCAAUAUUUCACCACUUACAUCAGUGGAAUUACUUGUGUGAAGUCAGCAUGAGUCAGCCCUUGAUUUGCUUUUUCAAUUCAGCACAAACAUAUAUGGUUUAUUUGCACUACAGAACUAGGGUCAUUAGGAGCUUCUGUUACCUGAGCAAUUAACCACAAAUCUGGUAUCAGAAAAAAAAAUAAGUUGUUGAUUGUGAUGCAUCUAAAUUUUGUUGCCAAUUUAAACUGAUAUUUUUCAUUUUCUUUUCUAAACUUAUAUAGCUUGUUUUUACCAGGAACAUUAUCAGGGUUUAAAAUACUUUUGCCAAUAUUUGGGUUAAAAUGAAUAGAGCGAAGGUAAAUACAGAGCAAGUGAAAGCAUUACAUCAAAAGUGGACAUACCAAACAAACGCCAGUAAAUUUGAAAGCAUAUUAUGGAAAGGGAAUCAUGAUGUACUAGAACAGCCGAUUGAUACCAGCUUGCUUAAGCAACAUCAACAUUGUGAAUAUAUCUACUCCUUCUGCCAAAGCUUCUAGGUCAAAUGGACCCCGUUCCUCGUCUGGAACAGAUGCACAAAAGGAAGACUGAGCCUUUAAAAAAUAAACAAAUAAACUACCAUGAACUAACCAGCUCUAUACCACGAGGACCAAAAUGCUUCAGUAUUUAAAUGGAAGAUUUUAAUUUUUUUCAGAAUGCAAAUGACAGAAUGAAGUAAUUUUUCUAAACAAUAAAAAUGUAAACUUUUUGAGUAAUGAAUAGCCUGGAGUGUAUUUUACAUUUUAUGACACAAAUUUCUAGCUGACAGCUUGGCGUUUUUAACUGAUGAUGUGUUGACCACAGUUUAUUUUUUUCCAGACUAGAGAGAAUGUUCAUAUACUUUUAAUGUAAAUGUGUUUAUAUUUAUUUGAAAUGAAAUCAAUGCCCAGGAAAAAUAACUAUGGCUUGUUCUCCUUUUUUGUGAAUCUUAUUUGGCAUAACACAAAAUGAAACAUGAACAUAAGCCAAGCCUGUUGGCCUGAGUGGGGAGGAUGGUGGGAGUGUGUAGCGUGGCCACAUGGGUUCAAAACUAACCUCAGGUCCUUACUCAUAUGGUUGGAUGUAAUGUGAAGAUGAAACAACCAGCCUCUGUUCGUAAGGGGUGGAGAGUGAAUUUGUGCAUUGCACCACUCGAGCACCCUUUAUCAGACAGAUUAGAGCAUAGGAAAAAUUCACAACUUCCUAGCAGGGAAAGGGGGCAUCAUAACACAGCUAAGGUAUGUGGCACAGGGAGGAUAGAGGAGAUGUACUGUGGCUUGGAGUAAAGAAAUUUGUGGAAACUACCUAUGAUUCCCACUCAGGCUGUUAGCAGGCUUAAGUCUAUGCUGGAAGGAUGGGAGGUGUCUCCUCAGUAAACACUUUAGGCAGGGUAAAGGAAAAAAUAGUUUUGUUUUGUUUUUUUAAUUGACAAUUCUGACAGUAUUCUAUGUAAUCAGUGUCAACAUUUGCUAAAAUUUGUUGACAGGUUCCCAUUCUUCAUGAAGGGAAAAAGAAACAUUUUAAGUAUGUAAUUCUUAGUGAUACUUUUAACGCAUAUAUGGGUAUCUAGUAGUAUACAUAAUACAUUACCUGUAUUUUGCCCUGCUAAAAUUAAAUGAUUGUAAUGUCUCUAUGAAUAUUAUGAAAUAGAAAAUUUCAAAUCUUAAAGUUAAAAAAAAUCUCAAGGGGUACUCCCUUUAAGGAUUCACAUUUCUCUUUUUCUAUGUUUUUCUGCAGUGGAAAUCCCAAGCACCUGAACCAUGGGCUUUCCCCUCUUACAUUAGUACUGUAUGACUAUUUUGAUUUUUUUUAAUUGCUAAAGAGCAAUAAAUAACUACUUUACUUAAAGCACUGAAAAUAAGGGGAGAGACCAACAUGGAAAGAGUGGUGGGUUCUGUGGUGUCUGUUUAGAAGUGAAUGGAAAUCCCACAUUUUGCUUUUUGUUGUUUCUAAAUAGAACGAACACUUAAAAUUUCAUUUCCUAUGGGUUUUUUUCAUUAGAAGGAGAAAAGGGUCACAAUUACCAUAGAAAUGCAGAGGUAAUAGUCACAGUGGUCAUUAAAAAAAGUCAGCAUUUCCUGUUAGUUACCACACAGUGAUAGCUAAGAUACCAGUAUUUUAGUAAGAAGUAAUUGUGCUAUCUGUGUGGUAUUUGUCAAUAAAAUGCUGACUUUAUGAUGACCCCAUUAUAUAUAACAUUAUAGAACUCUAGAUGAUUAUUGAAUUUCUUUGAUCAUUCUGUGGUUCAAAUCCAAAACCCAUUGAAUUCAGCAGAAUAAGCUUCCUACUGAAUUCAAUGGAUUUUGGAUUGAGUACAAUCUACAAAUAGCUAAAGUUUAUAUCUGGUAUUGUGUCUACUUUAAAACAAAGACAAAGGAACCAAAUCUAAAUUUUCUCAUUGACUACAAACUGGCCAUCCAGUUGUAUUGGUGAUUUCAAGUAUGGUAUAUUACAGGAAUCAUAGGAAAGAUAUCACAUACGCUUUGUUGGUUAUCCUCUUAAGGGCACUGGGAAAGUCCAUGUUUUGAACAUGGUACUCUUAGGAGAAAAAAAAGUACAAUAUGGGUUAGAUUUUCAAAAGUGCUCAGCUUUGGUUUAAUUCUGCUCUUGUUGAAGUCAAUAGGAACAGAGUUAGGUAAAAUGUUGAACACUUUAUAUAUUUUUAUUAGUACAAUAAUUUGUACACACUUAUAGAAAUAAAUUUGUGAUUUAGGACUUGCUCUUGCAAACAUUUAAACAUAACUUUAUUCUUGUAAUAGUCAGUCCCACUGAGUUAAUGGAACUAUUCACAGGAGUAAAGUUACUUAUGUGCAUAAAUGUUACAGGAUGAGGCACUUCAGCCCUGAUGCUGCGAGUUAUAAUGUUGUUAUAUGGGCUAUCUCUGCGCCUGUCCACAACAUGGGGCUCUGUGUGAAUGCACUGGUCUGUUCCUAUGGUUCUGUGCGAAGGAUCAGGGUUUUAGUUUAUAUUUGAACCACAGUUGUAGGUGGACUUCAUUUCAGGAAUAGUUCCCAAGUCUCCAUCAUAAAUACCAAAAGUUACAAUCUUCAAAUUGCCUAAAAUCUUCCGUGAUUCUACAUUGAAAUAGCUAUGGGAAUUCAGUUUAUCAUUACUAAAAGGGCACCGUAGUAUGUUUGGUACUUUUUUAUGCAGUAAACAGCUGCCAGAUUUAUUAUUAAAUUAGAACAAAUACAUAAAAUGGAUUAUUAUCCUUUGUAAUGUUGAGAAACUUGAUUAUGUAUCUGUUAGGAUGAAUUAACGACUUUGUGAUUUUUUUUGUCAUGUAAGAAACUUUAGAGUGCCUUUUUAUAUUUGUGUAUUCUGGAAGUGUUUUGUGAAACUUAUCUUUUGUUUAUUUCAUUUGAGUGUUAUCAAAGCAAUAUAAUACCAGUAAAUUUUCAUUUCAAGCCUUUUUGGGAAGUAUGAAGUAGUUUUUUUUCUUUUUGUAUGUUCUACCUUCGUUGAAAUGAAAAUUAAUCUGCUAAAUUUCUAUAGGAAAUUAUGUAUAAUUUUUGCAAUGCUGAAAAGGCUUUCUUAUUACACAAAAAGUAAACCAUAGGUCAGUGUUUAUAGGGCAGGAUGUUUUAAAAUAGUGACAAUCUGAGAGUGUGCAUAAAAUGUAAUUCUAUGCGUUUCUUAUGCAGUGAUCUACAUAUUAAAAGCCAAUAACCUUAUGUUUUGUAGUUUCAUCUUAUUUUAUGCUUUAGCAUGUGCAAUAUAUCUUUACAAACCAUGGUGAUACAAAUCUGGUGCCAGUGUUAUAUUUUGGAUAACAUAUUUGUCAUAAACAAUAUAAAAUAUUGUUUGAUGGUUUUGGUGGGGUUUUGUCUGUAAUGUUUUCUUAUGUAAAUUGGAGUUUAAUGACUUCAGUAAAUGUCAUGACUGUACAAAAUGAGGAAAAAAAAUACUUAUUCCAGUGAAUGACUUGGAAUCCAAUCUGAAUCUGUUCAAGCACAGCUUAGUAUCUUUUUCAACUACUGAAUGCUGUAUUAAUGUAAUGAAGUACCCUGACUGUAAACUACUAUUGAAAUGCAUUCAGAUGGUUAUUUUUACAAAUAAAAAUGGUACAAAUAUUGUUGCAAAA
Messenger RNA from Chelonia mydas (Green sea turtle), 8550 nucleotides. RefSeq names its product ankyrin repeat domain 44 (gene ANKRD44). Lineage: Eukaryota; Metazoa; Chordata; Testudines; Cheloniidae. Gene Ontology annotation, cellular component: cytoplasm; nucleus. Gene Ontology annotation, molecular function: RNA polymerase II-specific DNA-binding transcription factor binding. The transcript is spliced from 28 exons. Bases 594 to 3776 code for a protein of 1060 amino acids. Gene Ontology annotation, biological process: regulation of transcription by RNA polymerase II. The record is from RefSeq and is a predicted model, not a curated record.